UUGUCAGCGAGCCAGACGAGAACGUAAAUAUAUAAACACGUUGAUGAAAUCAACAUCUCAAUAUUAAAACAGAUACGGACCAAGGAAGGUCCGGAAAGUUAAAAUUGAGAUUGUAAACAAUAACAAAAACAAACCAAACAUAAACAUGAAAGGUAAUAUCGCCAUACCUGUUGGCGAAAGUGAAACCGACGCUAUGUUCGCCGCUGAAGCUCUGGACGUAACUGACCGCCAAAAUGAACCUAUGAAACUGGACAUUGGGGAUGGAAUGACCAUUACAGUUACUGAAGUCGAACCCAGUUUUAAAUCAGAACCAUUUGCCGAUAAUCAAAACAGUUCCGGAAGUAUCGGCAGCUCACAGGAGAGUAAUAACGAGGAGAGAGCGGAAUGGGGAGGGAAAAUGGAAUUUAUCCUGACAUGCGUGGGAUACGCUGUUGGUCUCGGAAACGUUUGGAGGUUCCCUUAUCUUUGCUACCGGAAUGGCGGAGGUGCCUUCCUGAUUCCCUACACUCUGAUGUUGGCACUUGUUGGUCUGCCCUUGUUCUACAUGGAGUUAGUUAUGGGACAGUACGCUAGCCUUGGACCCAUCGCCAUCUGGAAGCUUAGCCCCUUAUUUAAAGGACUUGGAUACGCCAUGGUAAUCGUGUCGUUGUUGAUUGGUCUAUAUUACAAUGUCGUCAUUUCCCAUGUCCUCUACUACCUGUUUAAAUCCUUCACUGAUGUUCUGCCCUGGGAGUCAUGUGACAACACCUGGAACACCAACAGUUGUCUGCCCUUUGAUCACCAUGUUGCCAAGAGUAACACAUCAAAUUCCAAUUCAACAAUCCUUCCAAGUCCAUCCAUUUUCAAGACGCCCACUGAAGAAUAUUACAGACGGAACGUCCUGAAUCAGUCUGAAAGCAUUGACGACUUCGGAACAAUUGAGUGGCAUCUGGUAAUUUGCCUUUUCAUCGCCUGGCUCGUUGUUGGUUUGGUACUGUUGAAAGGAAUUCAGUCACUUGGAAAGGUUGUGUAUUUCACCGCCAUUUUCCCCUAUGUGAUGCUGACAGUCCUGUUCGUCCGUGGAGUGACCUUGCCCGGCGCCUCUAAAGGUAUUCUCUACUACCUAGAACCUGACUUUGAACGUUUACUUGACCCCCGUGUCUGGAGUGACGCAGCCACCCAGAUCUUCUACUCUCUCAGCGCAUGCUCCGGUGGCCUGAUCGCCAUGUCCAGUUACAACAAGUUCAACAACAAUUGUUACCGUGACGCACUCAUCGUCUGCUGUAUCAACUGUGGUACAAGUGUGUUCGCUGGUCUCGUCAUCUUCUCAGUCCUUGGUUUCAUCGCCACGGAAAAGAAUGUAGAUGUCUCAAAGGUCGUCGACGAUGGACCUGGAUUGGCCUUCAUUGUGUACCCGGAAGCUCUAGCCAGAAUGCCCGUCGCCCCAAUGUGGUCAGUCUUUUUCUUCAUCAUGAUGGCCACUCUUGGAUUCGGAUCUCAGUUUUCGAUCGUCGAAUGUGUGUUCAGUUCCGUGUCUGACGAGUUCCCCAUUCUGAAGACCAGCCGGAACAAUAUCAUUUUCCGUGUCGUCGGCUGUAUCAUCUUUUUCCUGCUUGGCCUCCCUAUGAUAUGUAGCGGAGGAAUAUGGAUGCUGAACCUGGUGGAUUACAGUGUCGGUGGUUUCCCUCUGUUGGUGGUCGGAUUGAUGGAGUUACUCAUCAUAACAAGGAUAUAUGGUUAUAACGAAUUUUCCGAAAAUAUCAAUACCAUGCUUGGAAUUCGGCCUAACAAGUAUUGGGAGAUCUGCUGGAAAUGGGUGUCACCAUUUGUUGUAUUUCUGACAAUCAUACUGAACAUCAUAUUCUUCAAGGAACCAGACCUCGACAAUGUGACAUAUCCAAGCUGGGCUGUUAGUCUUGGCUGGCUCAUCGCUAUGUUCCCCGUGGCCGCCAUAGUUGUUCUUGCUCUUUACUACUUCUGUCGCAAUGGUGGAUUUAUGGUGCUGAAAGAUUCCGUGAAGCCAUUGCCUACGUGGGGACCAGCAGACAAGACCAAGGGAGAUUACUCUUUCCCGAAAUAUGACGUGACCUUUGCUGCUAAUGAUGUCGGUUAUAACCCAGCAUUCGCUCGUCUCAUGGGCAGUAAUAUGUCAACGAGCACAAAUAGUACUGACGUCACAAAUAUCGGGGCGUCAGUGAGGACUGUAAACAGGAUACCCGGAAGCGGAAAUAUAGGAGGGUCUACGUAUAUAUUCUCCUCUAACCGUUCUAGGGAACCAAGCGAGUCCAAAGUUUGACCAUAAUGUAAAUAUAGUUAAAAGUUGUGUGAGAUGAAGAUUUUCUUGUUAAAAGUUGUUAGCGAGUGAGAUUGAGUGACGUUGUGAUGAUGAGUGAUAAAAAUAUUAUUUGUACCAACAAUGCAAUGCGAAAUAUAAUGUGUUCUAUGAAGCUAUUACCAGAUUUGAAUUCAAUCAUAUAUUUUUGUCGAAUCUCUCUUUAGUUGUCCUCGAUUGUCUGUCAAUUCCAUUAAUUUGACACGAACAUAAUUUUAAGCAUUCGUUUUAUUUACCUUAUUUUUUGCUAUUAUUUACUGACUCAUUUGUUAAAAUUGACAGGGCUCCAUUGUUGAUGAAAAUGUUCUAGUCAAAUUUGGGCUUGUUUUUUUUUUUUUUUUUUAGAUAUUUAUAAAAUGUGACGUCAUCGUGAUUCCGAUGCUCUUAUACUUAUGUGUUCGCUGAAGUGUUCAAUGUGAUUAUGACUCGUUACCAUCCCAGCAAUUCAGCACUCAUUUCGUAUGACCAAUAAUCUGAUACGGGUUUGUCAUGUCUGACCCUAUGUGAACAAUACUAACGUGAUACUAUGUCGGAAAUAUAUCAAUAUAACUAUAACAAACUGUAGGAUCUAUUCAUUUUAGAUCGUGUGCUCAAAUUUCGAGUUGGCAUUAUCAAUUCCACGUUUACCUCAUUUGGAAUUAACAUUUUAUCUCAAAUUAACUGUAUUUUUGAAAUGCAGUUUUAAGGGUAUUGGGAACACACUAUAAAUACUCUUACAAAGUGGAAAUAUUAAAAUUCAUGUAUGUCACCAAGUCAUUUCAUUAUUCAUGGGUUACUUUAGUUUUUAAAACGAAAACCAUAUCAUUUGGAAAAAAAAUGUAUAUUUUCCACCUCGAAUGGGUUUGGCAAAUAAUUUUUGGGUACAGUUUAUUUUUGAAAUUCAACUAAUUGUUUUAUGGGUCAUGUUAUUGUGAAUUCAAAUGUACAAAUAGCCUAUAUGAUUGUAUGCAUAUACACACUUAGAUAUCACUGCACAUGUCUUAUAAACAUUAAAUCAACCUUGUUAGAUCAUGUGACUAAAAUGCUCAGGGAUCUGUUAGUUGUGAGUUGAUGUCGUGAAACGAAGAUUUCGUGAGAGUGUUGAUUGUGUAAUGGAUGUGAGUUGCAGUCCAUAUUCUAAAAACCACAUUGAAGUCGCGUUGUGUACAUAUUGCGUUUAGCCUAUUGAAAAAUAGAUCAAAUUUGAGUAACACAAGUUGUUAACAUUGUACGUCUUAAACUCUCAAGUACAACGAAAAAGCUUUAAAGAAUAUUUUAAACAUAAAUUGUAACUUUAUAACACUUCCGCUUCCCGAUAAAUUGUAUAAUUGUUUAAACAAUGUUUUGUUUUUCACUUUUACAGACAGCUGGAAGUCUUUGUUGUCUAUAUCCCUUUUAACAACAACCUAGGUGUCUCUAUGUUUGAUACAAUUGCGGUCAUUUUACUUUGUAUGUAACAUAUACUAAGUCCUUAUAUAAGUAAAACGUUUAUCUGGACUGAAGAGAAAGGUUGUAGUGGUGAUGGUGACUAAAUUGGGAGACAGCGAGCGUGUGUGUCUGAUGUAGAAUAUAAUUAAAGUGAUGGUGUCAUCUGAUUGUCACCUGUUGCUUUGUGUGAUUGGAUGCUGAAGCUGAGUGUCGUAUGGUAACAAUGUGCUUUAUUGUCUCACUUAUUCUAUGCAGCUUUUUAGACAGAUCUGGUACCAACAGAAAUAUUUCAUUUUCUGAUUAAGAUAAACGGUCUGAAUUAAAAACAAAAUAUAGUCAUUUUGUAACUUAUGUUUUGUUUCUAGUAUUCACAUCAUUACUUGAUACGACCUAUCAAAUCAUGAUCAAAUCUGCUUUCAUCUCAUUUUCCACUAAUCUCAGAUCUGUCGGUUAUGCUAAGUGUAUUCAUGGAACAGAAUCUCGUGGUUUUUUUUGUUUUUUUUUUUUAAAUAUCACUCAAAUUAUGCAUUCGGUAUUAAAUCAAUUGUUUCAUUUUGUUGUGUAGUUGUUGAAAAGGACGAAAUCCAUUUUUCAUUUGUUUGUUCUUUAGUACUCUUUAUUUUUUUAUUUUAUUUUUUAUAUUUGAAAUUUAUUCAAUGCAUUUCUUUUCAACGUCUAGAUAAGAAUGAAGCUAUUUUCAAUAUAGAUAUUGCUUAUACCAGUGUAAAUACUGCCAUUUGUUCCAAUCACCUAUACCUAAUACAAAUAUUUUCUACCAUGACUAUUCUUAUACAUCAAGGUAUGCUCUUUUUUGUCACGUAGGACCACUCAAACUCAGCUAAAUAGAACAUGCAAUGUAAAGAGAUAUUUCAUUGUUCAAUAUAGUGAUAUAAAUAGUGUUGCAUUGUUGUUUGUAAAUAAACAAUGGGAACAUGACUGCGGUAAACAAACUGGACAGUGCUGGUUCCCAGAUGUUGUGAAAUUUAACAAGGGUUUGGUAUCUUGAUAUUUGAAAUAUACAGUCCAAACGGGGCAGUGACAUAGAUUACAUGCCAUUCGAGGGGUAAAGAAUGAAGGUUUUCUUGAUAUUAUUAAACCACGGUUCUGAAUUAUAUUUGCUUUAUGCUUUACAAGUAUACGUGAUGAAGUUAUACUUAAAAUGUACUUCAUUCACGGCAUUGUCUUUCCUGAAAUUAAACAUUCUUCUUGUUUUAUUUGUGCUGCAGUGAUUCUAGUGUGUGAUAUGUACAUGACCAAUAAAAAUUUAAAACAAA
Molecule: messenger RNA, 4992 nt
Organism: Pecten maximus
Lineage: Eukaryota; Metazoa; Mollusca; Bivalvia; Pectinida; Pectinidae
Product: sodium- and chloride-dependent glycine transporter 1-like
Exons: 13
Coding region: 146-2275 (709 amino acids)
Biological process (GO): sodium ion transmembrane transport
Cellular component (GO): membrane
Source: RefSeq, a predicted model, not a curated record